AUGUUGAGCUCACUCAAAUCACAUGAAGAAGGUGAAGAAGACUCCCACCCCCACCACCUCCAUCACCAUCCCCCUUCCCCACGCUACCUCCUUCUCCGCUGCGCCGAACUGAUCCACCGUGCUGACCAUCCUGCUGCACGCCGCGCCGUCUCCCUCCUCUCCGCCACCACCUCUCCAUUUGGCGACUCCACCGACCGUAUCGCCCAUCAAUUCACACUCGCCCUGUCCCUCCGUCUCGACCGCCUUUCCCUCCUCCCUUCCCCCUCUCCCACAGAGUCCAGUGAUGCCACACAAUCCUCCUACCUCUCGCUCAACCAGAUUACCCCUUUCCUCCGCUUUGCCCAUCUUACAGCGAACCAAGCUAUCCUCGAAGCCAUAGAGGGUCACCGCCACAUCCACAUCCUUGACUUCGACACUUCCCAUGGUCUCCAAUGGCCCCCUUUCCUCCAAGCCAUCGCUGACCGCUCCGACCCCUCCGAUCCCCCCUCAAUCCGCAUCACAGGUACCGGCUCUGAUCUCUCAGUUCUCCGCCGCACUGCCCUUCGACUACAUUCCUUCGCCGCCUCCCUCCACCUUCCCUUCCAAUUCCACCCACUCCUCGUCCCUCCUUCCACCACAGCAUCCGCCACAAACACCGACAUCAGUGGUGGCGCCACUGCCUUCCAUCUUCGUCCAGGUGAGACACUAGCCGUUAACUGCGUCCUCUUCCUCAACAACCUCCUCAAAUCCGAUGGCUUCCGUGACGCUCAUGCCUUCCUCCGAUCAGUUCGCGCCCUCAACCCAGUGGUAGUGACCCUCGCAGAGCGUGAGGCGAGCCACAGCUCACCUAUGUUCAAAGAGCGAUUUGCAGAGGCCCUCGAGCACUACACGGCUGUGUUCGAGUCGUUGGAAGCUACACUGCCGCCCACGAGCGGGGAGCGGAUGACGGUAGAGAGAGUAUGGUUCGGGCGGGAGAUUGCCGGAGUUGUAUCAGGAGAAGACAAGCACGAACGGUUCGAACGGUGGGAGGAGAUGAUGAGGGCUGCUGGCUUCUUGCCAGUUCCACUGAGUGCCUUCGCCUUGUCACAGGCGAGGCUACUUCUUAGACUGCACUAUCCAGCAGAAGGGUACAGACUUCAGGUGGUGAGGGGCUCCUGCUUCCUUGGUUGGAAAAGCAAGCCACUCUUCUCAGUUUCUUCUUGGCACUGCAAUUAAUGAAUGCAAAUAUAAUUAAUAUUUCUUUGCACUCUAAACUUAUUCCUUAUUA
Dendrobium catenatum is the source of this 1246-nucleotide messenger RNA. Its product is annotated as protein MONOCULM 1-like. Gene Ontology annotation, molecular function: sequence-specific DNA binding; DNA-binding transcription factor activity. The record is from RefSeq and is a predicted model, not a curated record. Gene Ontology annotation, cellular component: nucleus. Lineage: Eukaryota; Viridiplantae; Streptophyta; Magnoliopsida; Asparagales; Orchidaceae. The transcript has a single exon. Gene Ontology annotation, biological process: meristem initiation; regulation of DNA-templated transcription. Bases 1 to 1194 code for a protein of 397 amino acids.